Molecule: messenger RNA, 1512 nt
Organism: Arabis nemorensis
Lineage: Eukaryota; Viridiplantae; Streptophyta; Magnoliopsida; Brassicales; Brassicaceae
Source: the annotation of a GenBank genome assembly
AUGUACCGCACGGCAGCUUCACGAGCCAAGGCCCUUAAGGGCUGUCUUAGCCGUAAUUUGCGGGCAUCGCGCUAUGCAAGUUCUAGUGCUGUUGCAGCGAGUUCUUCUUCAACACCGGGUUUCGCCAGCUGGCUAACUGGAGGCUCCUCUACUUCGCUUCCUUCGAUGGACAUUCACUUGGCCGGUGUCUCUCUUCCACCACCACUCGCUGACAAUGUCGAGCCUAGCAAACUUAAGACGACUACUCUUCCAAAUGGUCUGAAAAUAGCCUCUGAGAUGUCUCCGAAUCCAGCAGCCUCCAUUGGUUUAUACGUUGAUUGUGGUUCUAUUUACGAGACACCUUAUUUCCGUGGAGCAACACACUUGCUUGAAAGGAUGGCUUUCAAGAGUACAUUGAACAGAAGCCAUCUUCGCCUUGUAAGGGAAAUAGAGGCUAUGGGAGGUAAUACUUCAGCCUCUGCAUCCCGUGAGCAGAUGGGUUACACAAUCGAUGCUCUCAAAACCUAUGUUCCCGAAAUGGUAGAAGUGCUUAUCGAUAGUGUGAGGAACCCUGCGUUCUUGGAUUGGGAAGUGAACGAAGAGCUCCGAAAAGUGAAAGUGGAGAUUGGAGAACUUGCAAAGAAUCCUCUGGGUUUUCUCUUGGAGGCGAUUCAUUCUGCUGGUUACUCUGGCGCAUUGGCGAAACCGUUAUAUGCAUCUGAAUCUGCAAUCAAUGGAUUGAAUGGGGACGUUUUGGAGGAGUUUGUUUCUGAGAACUACACUGCUGCAAGAAUGGUACUAGCAGCUAGUGGCGUUGAACAUGAAGAACUUUUAAAAGUGGUUGAGCCAUUACUUUCUGACCUUCCUAAUGUAACCCGACCAGCAGAGCCGAAGUCUCAAUAUGUUGGUGGAGAUUUCCGUCAACAUACUGGUGGAGAGGCUACACAUCUUGCGCUUGCUUUUGAAGUGCCAGGAUGGGAUAACGAAAAGGAAGCUAUUAUUGCCACUGUUCUUCAGAUGCUUAUNGGAGGAGGUGGCUCAUUCUCUGCGGGAGGCCCUGGAAAGGGAAUGCACUCUUGGCUCUAUCUCCGUAUUUUGAACGAAUAUCAGCAGGUUCAAUCAUGCACCGCAUUCACAAGUAUCUUUAACAAUACCGGAUUGUUUGGAAUCUAUGGUUGCACGAGUCCUGAGUUUGCUGCAAAGGGAAUUGAAUUAGCAGCUGAUGAAAUGAAAGCUGUUGCCGAAGGAAAAGUUAACCAGAAACAUCUUGAUCGUGCCAAGGCAGCAACGAAAUCUGCAAUUCUGAUGAAUUUGGAGUCUCGGAUGAUUGCCGCAGAAGACAUAGGUAGACAGAUACUUACAUACGGAGAGAGGAAACCAGUUGACCAGUUCUUGAAGACAGUAGACCAACUUACCUUAAAGGACAUUGCAGAUUUCACCACCAAGGUUAUUGCAAAGCCUUUGACAAUGGCAUCUUUCGGACACGUGUUGAGUGUUCCAAGCUAUGACUCCGUAAGCAGUAGAUUUUCUUGA